AUGCCUGAGGACACCACCGCCUCCAGGCUCCGUCUCGCCGGGCUGUGCUUCCUCCUCCAAAUCUUCACCAUCAUCCUCUUCGCCGUCUUCGUCCGGUACAGCCCAGAGAGCAGCCCCGGUGCCUGCUCCCAGCAACUGAACUGCAGCUGGAAAAAACAGGAUUUGGGUUCUCAGCACCCCCGAUCCCGGGAUGUCCACCUCCAAGUUCUCCUUGGCUUCGGGCUCUUGGUGGCCUUCCUCGGCCGCUACGGGCUGGGCAGCGUGGCCAUCAGCAUCCUCAUCGUGGCCUUCGCCAUCCAGUGGGCUGUCCUGAUCCAGGGGUUUUUGUACUUCUUCCUGAAUGGCAAAAUCUACGUGGGAGCCGAGAGCAUGGUCAGUGCUGACUUCUGCACGGCAUCCGUCCUCAUCUCCACCGGAGCCGUUCUGGGCAGGGUAAACCCCGUGCAGAUGCUGCUGCUGACCCUGCUGGGGGUCACCCUCUUCAGCAUCAAUGAAUACAUCCUGCUCGGUCUCAUGGAGAUAAGUGACAGUGGGGGAUCCUUGACUGUCCACACCUUUGGGGCUUAUUUCGGCUUGAUGGUUUCACGGAUCUUGCACCGGCCUCAUGUGGGCAAGAGGAAAGAGCCGCAGGACACGGGGCAGCAGGCAGAUGUCUUCUCUGUGGUUGGAACCAUCUACCUGUGGAUCUUCUGGCCCAGCUUCACCUCAGCCACCACGGUCCGCAAUGACGCGGAGCCCUGGGUAGUGCUCAACACCUACUUCUCGCUGGCAGCAAGCACCCUGGCCACCUUUGUCCUCUUGCCUGUCCUCUACGAGGAGAGCACCCUGCGGAUGGUUCAGAUCCAGGAUGCCACCUUGGCUGGGGUGGCUGUGAUGGGUAUGGCUGGGGAGAUGCUGGUCACCCCCUUCGGGGCCCUCAUCGCGGGGUUUCUGGCUGGUCUGAUCCCCCCGCUUGGCUUCAGAUUCCUCACGCCCGUCCUGCGCUCCAGGCUGAAGACCCAGGACACGUGUGGGGUUCACAACGUCCAUGGGCUGCCAGGCCUCCUGGGGACCCUGCUGGGGACGCUGCUGGGGGCACUGGCCACUGCAGACGCUUACGGUGGGAGGCUGGAGCUGGUGUUCCCGCUGGUGGCCCAAGGUAGCCGGACGGCCGCCACCCAGGCCCUGUGGCAGCUCUGGGCCCUGCCCGUCACCCUGCUGCUGGCCAGCCUCGGGGGCUGCCUGACCGGAGCCGUCCUGAACAUGAAAGGACUGAGAUCUCCCCCGGACACGUCGGAUCCGGAAAACACCGUCCUCCGAGAGGCAGCCGAGGAAGGAUGCGACCGCAGGGCGAGCAGAAAGGAGCCGAGCACCAGCACCUUGGUCUGAUGACCCCGACCCCUCGGUGAUGUCCUGCACCACCAGGCUCAACCCUCUGCCAGCAUCUCCAGUGCCAGGGAGCUUCUGGUAACCUGAAUUUCCCAGUAGCCCACCCCGGAGACAGCCAGGCUUGUCCCCAGGUGGGAGCCAGCUCCUGGUCCCAAAGGUGUGGGGAGCAGUGGGGUGCCCCCGGGUCUCUGCAGGGUGAAGAGAUGCUACAGUGACUUUGGUGUUUGUUGUGGGAGCGACCUGGCUCCCUCCAGGGACACCUCAGGGUGCCCAGACAUGGGUCUGCCACUUCCCCUCCUCUGUGCCGUGCCUCAGUUUCCCCAUCUACUGCUCUCCUGAGAGAGGAAGGCAAUGAGGGGGGGGGUGUCCCAGGCUCCACAGAGACCAGCAAAGACUUUCUAGGGACACUUUUGCACACAACGAUUAAAACUCACAGAUCUUUUGUACUUUCGGGGUUUCCCACGUGAGUUUACACAGAACCUUUGCCACUGAAUUUCCUUCAGGUGUCUUUCCAGGGAGGAAAGAGAAGCCCCCCCACCCCAGGACCCUCUUUCACCCUAAAGACCAUGGGGUGGGUUGCCCCACUCCUGUUGACCACCCCCCCCAGGGUGGGUACCCUACCAGAGCCUUUGUCACUGCCCAGAGCAUCCAAUACUUGGGGGUGCAAGACCAGGGUGACAACAGGGUCCCCCACCCAGGGGUGACCCCUGCCUUCCCCUUAUCACUCAUUGCCUUGCACUGGAGAUGGGGGCCAAGAAAAAGCCCCCCACCCCCCAAAACAGGAAAGUGCCCACCAGCACCCAGCCCUGUGGGGAGAAGGUUGCUCCCCUGGCCAUUGCAGCUCCAAGGACCCCCAGCAGCACCCAGCAUCCUGUGUCCCCACAUGCCCCCCACAGAGAGGGUCUCACCCUACCUCCUCCCCCAGGCCCCCAAAGCUCCCUGGGAGCUGCUUUGAGCACCCCGGGAAUGUGGGACCUCUCAAAGCGCGGGGUCCUGCGGUACCGAGAGCAGGGGAACGGCCCCACAGGGCUCCUGGGGGGGCAAUGGUGGCCGUGCUGGGGGUCCCCCCCAGAACCCACCCCACAACAGCCCGGGGGGCAGCUGCCAGAUGCUUUCACACCUCCAGUGCCAGACUCCAGCCCUCGCCAGGUGGGGUUCCCCCAGGCACGGGUGUCCCCAGCUGCCACCACCGUCCCCCGGGGAGGGGACACAGCCCCAUCCCACACAGAGGGGACAGGGGGUUCAGGGCCAAUGCAAGGAGGUUUGGGGUCAGUGGUUUUAAUACCUGAUGCUGUUGAAACACUUUUUUUUUUUAUAUUAUUGCAUCAAAGAUGAAAAGAAAAAAAACCCUAUCGUUUGGUUGCAGACUGACCAUAAAACAUUAAAUCGUA
This is a messenger RNA of Calidris pugnax (ruff), 2759 nucleotides long. RefSeq names its product Rh family, B glycoprotein (gene RHBG). Gene Ontology annotation, cellular component: plasma membrane. Bases 1 to 1368 code for a protein of 455 amino acids. Lineage: Eukaryota; Metazoa; Chordata; Aves; Charadriiformes; Scolopacidae. The transcript has 10 exons. The record is from RefSeq and is a predicted model, not a curated record. Gene Ontology annotation, molecular function: ammonium channel activity. Gene Ontology annotation, biological process: ammonium homeostasis; ammonium transmembrane transport.